AUGGCUACAACUACCAAUCUGAUUACUGUCCGACCCACAGGGAUCCGAGCGUGUGCAAAUUCUGGUCACCGGAGAUCCGAUCUGGACAGCAGGAAAAGCGCCUCGUCGCCCAACUGGUGGACCCCGAUCUUCAAUUGGUCCGCAGAGCCCGACUACAUUGACUCCGGGAGCAACGAGCUGGUCCACGACGCCUCGGAGAAACCGAAGAGGAGUUCGGACUCCUCGAAGUCUUCGCGACCCCGGUUCGCCCCCGGUAGCUUCACGGAGGAGAAGGCGAGGCAGCUCCGGAUGAUGACGAAGGAAACCAAAUCGUUUCACGACGCCAUGUACCACUCCGCCAUCGCCUCCCGGCUCGCCUCGGAAUUCAAGAAUCGCUCCGAUCAGUGA
Molecule: messenger RNA, 387 nt
Organism: Juglans microcarpa x Juglans regia
Lineage: Eukaryota; Viridiplantae; Streptophyta; Magnoliopsida; Fagales; Juglandaceae
Exons: 1
Coding region: 1-387 (128 amino acids)
Source: RefSeq, a predicted model, not a curated record